Messenger RNA from Oryza brachyantha (malo sina), 1490 nucleotides. RefSeq names its product lichenase-2-like. Gene Ontology annotation, molecular function: hydrolase activity, hydrolyzing O-glycosyl compounds. The transcript is spliced from 2 exons. Gene Ontology annotation, biological process: carbohydrate metabolic process. Lineage: Eukaryota; Viridiplantae; Streptophyta; Magnoliopsida; Poales; Poaceae. The record is from RefSeq and is a predicted model, not a curated record. The coding region runs from base 59 to 1084 and encodes 341 amino acids. Gene Ontology annotation, cellular component: plasma membrane.
GCAAGAAGCAACAAACAGGUCAGGCGUCACAGUUUUUUGAGUCGAGCUGCCUUGAGAAAUGGCAUCAGCAUCACCAGCUGCUUCCAUGCUCGACAUGGCGUUGCUCCUUUCAGUCUUUGCCUCCAUCCUUGCAGGAGCGGCGGCCGUUGGGGUGUGCUACGGCAUGAGCGGCGACAACCUGCCGCCGCCGAGCAAGGUCGUCGAGAUGCUCCGCGAGAAUGGCUUCACGACGGUGCGCCUCUACGCGCCGGACAGCGCCGCGCUCGCCGUCCUCGGCGGCACGGGCAUCCGCGUCGUCGUCGGCGCGCCCAACUACGACCUCCACGCUCUGGCCUACGGCGGGACGGCCGCCGCGGCCGCCUGGGUCCGCCAGAACAUCCAGGCCUACCCGACGGUCACGUUCCGGUUCCUCGUCGUCGGCAACGAGGUCGCCGGCGAGGACACGAGGCUGCUCGUCCCCGCCAUGGAGAACGUCCACGCGGCGCUGGCCGCGGCCGGCCUGGGCCACAUCAAGGUGACGACGUCGAUAUCCCAGGCCACCAUCGGCGUCCACAUCCCGCCGUCCGCCGGCGAGUUCACCGACGAGGCGAAGGCGUUCAUGAGAUACGUGGUGCCGUUCCUGGAGCGGACGCACGCGCCGCUGCUGGCCAACCUGUACCCGUACUUCAUCUACUCCUACAACCCGGGCGCCAUGGACCUGAGCUUCGCGCUGUUCACCUCGCCGGGCACGGUGGUGCAGGACGGGGAGUACGGGUACCAGAACCAGUUCGACGCGUCGGUGGACGCGCUGUACACGGCGGUGGCGAAGCUCGGCGGGGAGCACGUGAGGGUGGUGGUGUCGGAGACCGGGUGGCCGACGGCGGGCGGCGUGGCGGCGUCGGUGGAGAACGCGCGGACGUUCAACCAGAACCUGGUGAGGCACGUCCGGAGGGGCACGCCGCGGCGGCCGGGGAAGAAGGUCGAGACGUACGUGUUCGCCAUGUUCAACGAGAACCUCAAGGAGCCCGGCGUGGAGCAGAACUGGGGCCUCUUCUUCCCCAACACCGACAACGUCUACCCCAUCAGCUUCCACGCCCGUGUCUGACGACUCCAUCCAUUGAUCGUAUCUGUACAGAAAUUUGCUGCGAACGCGCGCGGGGGAACAGAUGUUAAUCCAUGCAUCCCUCGCGGGGAAUGCAUUGUGCAUUGGCGCGCGCGUAAUUAAGCACGAGCCUGGAGAUAGACGGGUGUGUGUAGUACGUGUUAUUGUAUCAGUGAUAUGUGAAGGAGAGCAUCUACAUUCUACAAUACGGUAGCCCGGGUGAUACACGAGUCCUGCUUGUGUUUUAGGGCUUACGUGUCCGUGAGCAAUUCUGCGACGUAGUUGAGUUUAGUGAUGUGUAUAGCUUAUUCUUGUCGUGUGCAUGCCAUCUAUAUAUGCCAUUAGUUUACUUGUGAUGUUUUUAAUUAUUUAUUCUUUUAUUUAGAUUCAUUGGGUUACUUUUCACAAU